AUGGCGUGGGCUAUGACCAAAUGGUAUAUGAUGGAGUGGGCUAUGGCCGAAUGGUAUAUGAUUGAGUUGGCUAUGACCGAAUGGUAUAUGAUGGAGUUGGCUAUGACCGAAUGGUAUAUGAUGGAAUGGGCCAUGACCGAAUGGUAUAUCAUGGAGUGGGCUAUGACCGAAUGGUGUAUGAUUGAGUGGGCUAUGACCGAAAGGUAUAAGAUGGCGUGGGCUAUGACCGAAUGGUACAUGAUGGAAUGGGUUAUGACCGAAUGGUAUAUGAUGGAAUGGGCUAUGACCGAAUGGUAUAUGAUGGAGUGGGCUAUGACCGAAUGGUAUAUGAUGGAGUGGGCUAUGACCGAAUGGUAUAUGAUGGAGUGGGCUAUGACCGAAUAG
Pecten maximus is the source of this 384-nucleotide messenger RNA. RefSeq lists its product as uncharacterized. The coding region runs from base 1 to 384 and encodes 127 amino acids. The record is from RefSeq and is a predicted model, not a curated record. The transcript has a single exon. Lineage: Eukaryota; Metazoa; Mollusca; Bivalvia; Pectinida; Pectinidae.